This is a messenger RNA of Fusarium fujikuroi IMI 58289, 1017 nucleotides long. RefSeq names its product probable glyceraldehyde 3-phosphate dehydrogenase (ccg-7). Gene Ontology annotation, biological process: glucose metabolic process. Gene Ontology annotation, molecular function: NADP binding; oxidoreductase activity, acting on the aldehyde or oxo group of donors, NAD or NADP as acceptor; NAD binding. The coding region runs from base 1 to 1017 and encodes 338 amino acids. The transcript is spliced from 2 exons. NCBI's taxonomy places the organism in Eukaryota, Fungi, Ascomycota, Sordariomycetes, Hypocreales, Nectriaceae. The record is from RefSeq and is a predicted model, not a curated record.
AUGGCUCCCAUCAAGGUCGGCAUCAACGGUUUCGGCCGUAUCGGCCGUAUCGUCUUCCGCAACGCCGUCGAGCACCCUGACAUCGAGGUUGUUGCUGUCAACGAUCCUUUCAUUGAGCCUCACUACGCCGUCUACAUGCUCAAGUAUGACUCUUCCCACGGUAUCUUCAAGGGUGAGGUCGGCAACGAUGGUAAUGACCUUGUCGUCAAUGGCAAGACUGUCAAGUUCUACUCUGAGCGCGACCCCGCCAACAUCAAGUGGUCCGAGACCGGCGCCGACUACGUCGUCGAGUCUACUGGUGUCUUCACCACCAUUGACAAGGCCAAGGCCCAUCUUGCUGGUGGUGCCAAGAAGGUCAUCAUUUCUGCCCCCUCUGCCGACGCUCCCAUGUACGUCGUCGGUGUCAACGAGAACAAGUACGACGGCUCUGCCGACAUCAUCUCCAACGCCUCUUGCACCACCAACUGCCUGGCUCCCCUCGCCAAGGUCAUCAACGACAAGUUUGGUAUCGUGGAGGGUCUCAUGACCACCGUCCACUCCUACACUGCUACCCAGAAGACCGUCGAUGGUCCCUCCGCCAAGGACUGGCGAGGUGGCCGUGGCGCUGCCCAGAACAUCAUCCCCUCCAGCACUGGUGCCGCCAAGGCUGUCGGCAAGGUCAUUCCUGAGCUCAACGGUAAGCUCACUGGCAUGUCAAUGCGUGUCCCUACCGCCAACGUUUCCGUUGUCGAUCUUACUGUCCGCCUUGAGAAGGGUGCUUCUUACGACCAGAUCAAGAAGGUCAUCAAGGAGGCCUCUGAGGGUGACCUCAAGGGCGUUCUGGCCUACACUGAGGACGAUGUUGUCUCCUCCGAUCUCAACGGUAACACAAACUCCUCCAUCUUCGAUGCUAAGGCCGGUAUCUCUCUCAACGACAACUUCGUCAAGCUGGUCUCCUGGUACGACAACGAGUGGGGUUACUCCCGCCGUGUCCUCGACCUCCUGGCCCACGUUGCCAAGGUCGAUGCCUCCAAGUAA